CUUAUCGAUGGUUAGUCUCAUCAAAAUGUUGAAGCUAAGCAGCCGUUUGCAGCAGCACUCGCUGAGAUUGGCGCGCGCCUACGCCAGCAGCGCCGGAGAGGGUGAACGCACCGCACUUUAUGAUUUCCAUGUGCGCCAAGGCGGAAAGAUUGUCAACUUUGGUGGCUACGCGCUGCCCGUGCAGUAUGCAGACCAAAGCAUAAUUGCCUCGCAUCUGUACACACGCAGCGUGGGCAGCAUAUUCGAUGUGUCGCAUAUGCUGCAGACCUAUGUGCGUGGCAAGGAUGCGGCUGCCUGCAUGGAAAGCAUUUGCACGGCGGAUAUAUUGGACAUGCCGGCGGGCAGUGGCAGCUUGACGGUGUUCACCAAUGCACAGGCGGGCAUAUUGGAUGAUUUGAUAGUGAACAAGGUGAGCGAGAAGGAGCUCUAUGUGGUCUCCAAUGCAGCGAUGAAGCAACAGGAUAUGCAGCUAAUGAGCGCUGCUGUGUCGCAAUUCAAGUCGCAGGGCAAGGAUGUGGCCAUUGAGUUUCUAGCGCCAGCUGAUCAAUCUUUGAUUGCUGUGCAGGGACCGCAGGUGGCUCAAACGCUUGGCAAGCUGCUCAGCAAGCCCGCAGCCUUGUCGGAACUCUACUUUAUGCGCUCGGGACUCUUCGAGCUGGCGGGCAUACCCAAUGUGCGUAUCACGCGUUGCGGCUAUACGGGCGAGGAUGGUGUGGAGAUUUCAGUGCCCUCCAGCCAGGCCGUCAAUCUUACAGAAGCGCUGCUGGCAGGCGCUGAGCUGAAGCUUGCUGGUCUGGGCGCCCGAGAUUCACUGCGUCUGGAGGCUGGCUUGUGUCUCUAUGGCAGCGAUAUUGAUGCCAAGACCACGCCCGUGGAGGCUGCGCUGGCCUGGCUGGUGGCCAAGCGUCGUCGCAGCACUGCAGACUUUCCAGGCGCUCAACAGCUGCUGCAGCAGCUCAAGCAGGGCGUGCAGCGUCGCCGCAUUGGCCUGCAGAUGCUUGGAGCGAAGGCGCCGCCAGCACGCGCUGGCGUUGCCAUUUACAGCGCUGGCCAGCAGGUGGGUCAGCUCACCAGCGGCUGUCCCAGCCCCAGCAAGGGCUGCAACAUUGCCAUGGGCUACAUAGCGGAGCAGCUAAAGGCGCCAGGCACGCGUGUGGAGCUCAAAGUGCGCGAUAAGUUCUACGAGGCUGAAGUGACGCGAAUGCCCUUCGUCAAGGCCAACUACUACAACAAGCCCAAGCAAUAAAUUAUCCCACAAAUACAUUUUUCGUUA
Drosophila busckii is the source of this 1273-nucleotide messenger RNA. RefSeq names its product aminomethyltransferase, mitochondrial. Gene Ontology annotation, biological process: glycine catabolic process. Gene Ontology annotation, cellular component: mitochondrion. The record is from RefSeq and is a predicted model, not a curated record. The coding region runs from base 8 to 1246 and encodes 412 amino acids. The transcript has 2 exons. Lineage: Eukaryota; Metazoa; Arthropoda; Insecta; Diptera; Drosophilidae. Gene Ontology annotation, molecular function: aminomethyltransferase activity; protein binding.